AUGGAGAGCCUGGUACAGAAGCGUGGAGAAUACAAACAGCCUUGCCUUGCCUUACCUCCACGCCACCUCCUCUACACCACCUCCAAACCCCACGUCCACACCACCUCCACGCCACCUCCACGCCAACAUACGCCACCUCAACGCCACCUCAACGCCACCUCCACGUCACCUCCACGCCACCCCCCCCUCCACGCCACCUCCACGCCACCUCCACGCCACAUACGCCACCUCAACGCCACCUCAACGCCACCUCCACGUCACCUCCACGCCACCUCCACGCCACCUCCACGCCACCUCCACGCCACCUCCACGCCAACAUACGCCACCUCAACGCCACCACUCAACGCCACCUCCACGUCACCUCCACGCCACCUCCACGCCACCUCCACGCCACCUCCACGCCACCUCCACGCCAACAUACGCCACCUCAACGCCACCUCAACGCCACCUCCACGCCACCUCCACGCCAACAUACGCCACCUCAACGCCACCUCAACGCCAUCUCCACGCCACCUCCAUGCCACCUCCACGCCACCUCCACGCCAACAACACCUCUCCCGCAAACACUCCUGA
Messenger RNA from Knipowitschia caucasica, 573 nucleotides. The record is from the annotation of a GenBank genome assembly. Lineage: Eukaryota; Metazoa; Chordata; Actinopteri; Gobiiformes; Gobiidae.